AUGAAAAAGUGUGACCUGGGACUUGAAAAGACCUGGUUCACAAAUAAGUAUUACUACUACAAAAGAAGAGAUCCUCUUUUAACUUCUAGUAAAUGGAGCCAACUUGGUUACGAUGUUAGUCAAGAAAGUGACCUCUCUAAAGAACUCCAAGAAAUUAGUAGCAAGUUAAAACAACUUGUACUAAAUCUCAGUCGAACUAAUGGCACUUACUAUGCCAAUGGAGAUCCUGAUAAAGCUCCAACUAUAAAUGAAACCCUUAAAAUUGAAGUAACCGACUCUGGAAAGGUACAUAAUAUCUACAAAAGGUACAAGCACGCUCCUACCGGAGGAUCCCGGAUAAGACUCCUUUCUACAAAAGCUAGUGGAAAGAAUAUACCUUUUUAUCCUCCCGUAUAUGAAAGUGAGUAUAGGGAAGUUUGUGUCUAUUUCUGGUCGUUAGACAGCGGUCAUACUAAUCCCCUGCUACUUGAGCUUAAGCCAGCGUCAGGUAUUGCACAUUCCUACUACAUACUUCAUAAAACUGGAAGAACCGAUAAAAAGUGGAAAGUUGAUCCUCAAGUAACCAAUAGUACUCUCAAGAGGGUACUUGACAGGGAAAACUGUAGGAAUGGAGUUCACAUUAUAGACAUUUCACAGAAGGGUAGUUAUGGCCGUUACAUUUCUUAUCCGUGUCCCGAUUGUACUUCUAAGUGGAUUGGAGUAUCUACCUAUGGUACAAGUUAUUCAUACUGCUUCCAUUAUCUUUAUGGAUCUUGCUAUAUUUCUGGAUUCAAGAAUGGAAGAACAGAACAGACCGGAAUAACACUCUCCGGUAGAAUAUCUAACGUGCAUGUUUAUCAAUACCCAAAAGGAUCAGAUGGAAUCCCACUCUUGAUCUAUCUUCCACUGUCAUCCAAUAAGUGGUUCGAGAGGAUCUCUCUUGACUCUAAUGAAUGGACUGAAGUUUCCCAGGGUAAGAAGCCAGAAUCUCCAUUUAGUAGUCAGAAGGACAAGAUUAUAACGCUUCUAAAGGCUAAACUACCAACUGUUACAAUAGACCUUGGACAAACCAAUGCUGAUAAUGGAGCAUCUGGUACCUACUCUGGUACUUCCGGAGAGACUACAAAAACAAUUCAAUUCAUAAAACAAGGAAUAGGUAGUGGUUUCGUAAGUUUUACUUACUCCGUAGAGAAAAAAGAUGGUUUCAUAGUCAAUUUACAGCAUAACGGUUCCCCUCUACAAGGCAUACCACAAACUCUAGUUGUUAAAAGUGUAAAAGCAUACUAUGAUGGACCUAACCCCGAUGACAAGAAUAAGCUUCUAGUUAUUGGCUUGGAGAAAAGGAGCGCUGGUCCUCGGGACGACUAUGUGUAUUAUAGUAGAGAAACGAAGGCAUCUACAUGGACAGUGGAUUUACAGAAAAAUAUUAAAUCAGGUGUCCCCCCUCUUCUCACUGAACUUAAAGAGUUAAAGGCGAAGCUUAAGGCUGAGAGAAAGAAGUCACGUGAAAGUGAUGGAGCUGAAAAAUCAACACUGCGAAAGGUUCUUGAAGGAACAGUUGGAACACUAGCCACGGUAGGAACCGUAGGUGUUACUGUCUGGAAAUGGUCUUCUAUAAUGUCAUUUCUAAUCACUCGUCUGUAG
Molecule: messenger RNA, 1623 nt
Organism: Theileria equi strain WA
Lineage: Eukaryota; Apicomplexa; Aconoidasida; Piroplasmida; Theileriidae
Exons: 2
Coding region: 1-1623 (540 amino acids)
Source: RefSeq, a predicted model, not a curated record